GGUCCGAUCUUCUUUCAAUUUCAAGUUUUUCAACCUCUUCCCGCUUACGAGGCCGGGAUAUUCUAUCAACAGUCGUCUCUUCCAUCGGCCGAACAAUUUCCGAUUUACCGACUAGGAUUUUCGCCUACAACUUCCGAAGAGAUUUUCUCAGUGUAAGUUUGAAAAAACCUAGCUAUAGGAUUCCGGAUUUCCUAAUCGUCAGAUCUUGGGCUCGAAAGAGAAGCUAGAAAUGGAUAAGGAUCUCUUAGAUAUCUCUGGAGAAGACGACGAAGAUAAUUGGCUUCUGAAGAAUACGCCGAAGAAAACUAAUUCGAGCCGAGGAAAGAGUUAUUUGAAAUGCUCACCUCUCCAAAUCCCUAGAUCUAGUCGUAUCGUUCCUACUCGGCCUCCUUUUUCCCCAAUUGGAAGAGUAACAGGCACCAGCAACAACAGGGAGCAGCCAUGCGCUUCAGUUGAUACAGAUAGUGUAGGAAAGGAGAAUGCUAAAGUUGAAUUGCCCAAAUUGAGUGUGGAGCGACAACAGAUGAAGAAGAAGAAAAAGAAUGCAGGGUUUAAUUUGCGCAAGAGUUUAGCAUGGGAUAGAGCUUUUUCAACGGAAGAAGGUGUUUUGGAUUCAUCUGAGUUAUCUAAAAUAACUGGAACUGCUUGCCAUCUUGGUGGAGAUCGGUUAGCUGCCAUUCAGGAAGAGUACAGAGAGUCAAUGUCAGCUUCCAAAUGUAAUGUUUCACCAGGACUACAAGCACUUGAAGAAAACUUAUUUAACGACUUGCCUGUGAAUAGUAAAAACAGAGAGAAGAAGCUUGUCAGUGGCAUAAUGCCCAAGUACGGAUCACCAUCUAAAUCCCAAUCUUCCUCGGCCCAGAAAAAAGUUAUCUCAGCUCAGGAUUUAAGGAGUGGUUCCAAGCGCAGUGGCUGUCCCCGGCCUCCUCCUUCAUCUUCCCUGAAAAGACCUGCAAAUGUGCAUACAACAACAUCACGUUGCAGGGAGCUGAGCAUAUCUAAAGUUCCUACUACCAAAUCUGACCCAGUUACAGUUGGAAACAACAUGAAAAGGACUACUCAAAGUCCAAUCAAAGCGAAAAACAGUCAACCUACUCAAUUAAAGAAUUCUCAGAGGAGCUUAGGAUCUGAAAGCUUCUCUAAAAACACUUCAAGCACCAAGAGUAAAACAAAAUCCAGUCUGGCGAGUAAAUCUUCAAUUCCUAAGCCCUCUCUUAAGCAAGCUAGAAGAAAUGUGAUCAGCAAAUCUUCAGAAAUUCCGACAGUAUCAUACUCACAGCAUUCUGUUGUUGCAAAAUCCAACGUUGGCCCUAUGACUGCAUCAGAUGUGGCUAUGCUUGGUCAUGCAUCAGUUAUUCCAGACUCUAAUGUAAUUACUCUGGGCACCUCGUUAGCUCAAAGUUCUUGCAAUAAAGCUGGAAGCACGCAGUCCGCAGUUUCACGACUGGGAAAGCCAUCAGGCUUAAGAGCGCCAAAACCUUCAAUUGGCUAUUUCAGUCAGUCUGACUCUCAACCGUCGCAGAGUGCGGGAGACAAACACAGUCAGCUUCCCAGAUCUGAUGUUUGUUCAGCCGCUCAUUUUUCUUUGAUCCCUACCUUCAAGAAACCCCAAGUUGCUGAAAAGUUUCCCGGUGUCAACUGCAAGGCAGCAACUGGAAUUUUUGGCAGUUCAGAUUCAGCUGCAAGAUUCUCUGCUCAAUCUAUAUGUCUCAAACCUUCACAGGAAAAGUUGAAAGUGGACUUGAAUAGCACACAGGAAGUAGAAUCCAAAGUGUUGCGUUGUCCAUUGAGUUUUCAGAUAAAUGAAAAUCCGCAGCACCAAUGUGUCAUUCAAGGUGAUACUGGAAAUUUAGUUCUGGAUGAUGUAACUUAUUGCACAUCUGAGAAGAUUUCUACUGAACAAUGUCAAGAAUUCCAGGGUAACAGUGCGCUGCCGCCCUCAGGCUGCAAAAAUAAUGUACAAGAUGGUAGUAAUAUGUCUGACGAUAAUAGAGAUGAGAAAAGGAAGUCUUGCCUCUCAGUAGAAGAAUACUGUGCUUUACCAAUGAAAGAUUCUAUGGAUUCUACGAUGCAGGGUCCUCCUUGCGAUGAGUUGACACUGUUUGACAACUACUCACAGUUGAAAGUCAGCAAUCCGGGGGAAGAAGAUAUGUGUACUACCAAUGAUUUUAGUGGAGAUUCUGAUACAUUGGAUGUACCUGGACAACCUCUAAAUGAAUGCCUGCACCCUGGAAACGAAGACGAGAUUAGUCCUUGCCUUUCUGAAGAAAAAGAUGCGUUAGUUGUUUAUCAUUCUACUGAAUAUGUAGCAAAGCAGCCUGAGGUUUUGGAUUCCUUCACUGCAAAAUCAUCUUUCUUUGGGGAUUUGGCUUCAAUAAAGGGUGAUGCAGACAAUCCAUCUUCUUCAGAAAAUCAGUUAGGUAAUACUGAAUUUGUUUCUGUACCUUUGGAGCCUUCUGAAGCACUAGAUUGUGUUCAAUCACUAUGCAAUCAUCUUGAGGUAAAUGCGGUAGCGAACUCUGUUUUGUGUGAUCAUAACAUGGUGUGUGAUGGUCAAUCUGUAUUAGAAACGGAGAAGAGAAUUGAAAUAAGCGAAAGCACAGAGAAAAACUAUGAGACUGAUUUCAUUGGUCCAUUUUCCGAAUGCAAAUACUGGUUUAGAGAAUCUGAAGAGCAACAUUUGUCGAACCAAUUAGUCCUUGAGGUGAAAGAGGGUGGUCAUGAGAUAGAUGUCUUGAUCAGAAACGAAGAAGCUGAUGGGCCUGAUAUGCAGAUAGAAUGCUUUACUGGUUCGUCUGAUGCUGACAACAUGGAACAAGUGAAAUUACUAAGGCCUUCCUCCGUUGAAGUUACGAUGGAGAUUAAACCUCUGGAAUCAUCUCAUGAACCCUUCUCUGAGAAAUCAACUUCUGAAAAACAGAAGCAAUACAAUUGUUCCAGCAGUGAAAAUACAUCUGAUGUAAAUGAUGGUUGUGUAAUGAAACAGGCUGAUCAACUUGGAACAUUAGUUGGUUGUUCUCCAGAAAAAGAUGCAUCUGUUGCGGUUUUCUCUUAUUCAAAUGAGGAGCUUGGAGAUAACUCUGAGCUGGAAGACAUGGAUUUGGUUACAGACUCAGAUUGUUCAGAUGAGGAGCCUGAGGAUAAAUUGGAGCGGACAGAGGUGGAUGUGGUUACUGAUCCAGAGCUCAUUAGUGGCCUUGAUGAGUUUUCUGUCAAGGGCGUCCGUAAUCAAGAAUAUCCGGAAGUAGAAGAUAUCCAAACUGCAUCAGACCUUUGUGGAAAAACUAAAACUCUACUAAGUGAAUCAGUCAGUUCCUCGGAUUCUAUAUUUGGAGUUCCUGAGUGUCUAAAUGAGGGCACAAACUUUUCCAGAAUCUCUGAAGGCAUGUCAAAAGAGGAUUCAAAUUCUGGACGUAUUGAGCAUAACUAUGUUGUAAAAGCUGAAUUCCAGGUAGAUGCUGAAAAGGAUUUCAGUGCACAGGUUACUGGUCAAGAACUCGUCCCCAAUGAAGGAGAUGAAGUUAAAGUUGUAAAGAUCUCUCCUGAUCCUGUAUCAUUUGCGCCCAGAGAGGAAGAACUAGGAACUCCAAUACCCAUGAAGGAGACUAUCUCAGGCAGAGAUGAUAUGCAGAUUAACGAGUUCAAUGUACUCAGCGAUGACAUUUUGACAUCAGAAAGCAAUGCAUCAGAAGGCAAUGACAAGAUGAUACUACUGGAUGCUAAACUUGAGAAGAAACCUGAUCCAAUAAUUGUGAAGCCUCCAAAUGCUGUUCCAUUUUCUGACGAGUGGUUAGCUGCAAUUGAGGCUGCUGGGGAGGAAAUUUUAACACUGAAAAGUGGACGUGUGCAACAUUCACCAACCGAGAAAUCUGCUCCUGAACCAGGUCCAUGGUCUCCGGUCAAGAAGAGCAACCAAGUUGUAGGACCAUUUGACUGUACAAAGUAUAAUAACAAAGGUCUUCCUCCUGCUUUUGACUGAAGAAAACUAGGUUUCUUCUACGGUUUCUUCUGCCUUAACCAUUUUUAUUUGUUUUUACCCUUUUAUCACUACUAGGAGGUUACAAAUUUGUUGAACACACUCACUUUAUGAUUUUGUAUACCUGAGAAAUAAAAUAUGUAGAAAGCACUUGUUGUUGAGGCAUGAAUGACUUCCACACGAGCUAUUUUCCCUAAUCACAUGUUGAGAUAUUUGACAGGAUUUAGGAUGAAUACAAGUGAACUUGUCGUGCAUAUUCUAUUCAAUUUCAUGACAUUUACAAUCCUGGG
Molecule: messenger RNA, 4266 nt
Organism: Arabidopsis thaliana (thale cress)
Lineage: Eukaryota; Viridiplantae; Streptophyta; Magnoliopsida; Brassicales; Brassicaceae
Exons: 11
Coding region: 230-3979 (1249 amino acids)
Molecular function (GO): microtubule binding
Source: RefSeq, marked reviewed